Messenger RNA from Gossypium raimondii (Peruvian cotton), 1486 nucleotides. RefSeq names its product cell division protein FtsY homolog, chloroplastic. Gene Ontology annotation, molecular function: GTPase activity; signal recognition particle binding; ATP hydrolysis activity. Gene Ontology annotation, cellular component: membrane. The record is from RefSeq and is a predicted model, not a curated record. Gene Ontology annotation, biological process: SRP-dependent cotranslational protein targeting to membrane. Lineage: Eukaryota; Viridiplantae; Streptophyta; Magnoliopsida; Malvales; Malvaceae. The coding region runs from base 42 to 1145 and encodes 367 amino acids. The transcript is spliced from 12 exons.
CCCUUCAUCUCACACAAUUCAGUUUACCGAGAGCCAUAGAAAUGGCUUCUUCUACUCAGUUCUCCCUCACUUUCAAACCCUCACCGUCACCGCUCUUUUCCAACUUCCCUCGAACCCGGUUCGGUCCUUUCACAACCGCUAGGCCAAUCGCUUCCCGUUUCAAAGUCCUGUCUAGUCAGACCGGGUUCUUCACUCGGCUCGGCCGGUUGAUCAAGGAAAAGGCCAAGAGUGACGUCGAAAAGAUCUUCUCAGGUUUCUCCAAAACCAGAGACAACCUAGCCGUCAUCGACGAACUCUUAUUAUACUGGAACCUCGCCGACACCGAUCGCGUCCUCGAUGAACUUGAAGAGGCUUUGUUGGUAUCCGAUUUUGGGCCAAGAAUUACUAUUAAAAUAGUGGAACGCUUGCGGGAGGAUAUUCUAAAUGGAAAACUUAAAUCAGGAAGUGAAAUAAAGGAUGCAUUGAAGAGAAGUGUGUUGGAUCUCUUAACAACGAAGGGGAGUAACACCGAGCUUCGACUUGGAUUCAGGAAGCCAGCCGUGAUCAUGAUUGUUGGCGUUAAUGGAGGUGGCAAGACAACAUCACUUGGAAAGCUGGCUUAUAGACUAAAGAAUGAAGGGGCAAAAAUAUUGAUGGCAGCAGGGGACACAUUCAGAGCAGCUGCUAGUGAUCAACUAGAGAUAUGGGCUGAGAGAACUGGUUGUGAGAUAGUUGUAGCUGAAAAAGAGAAUGCCAAAGCAUCAUCAGUGCUUUCGCAGGCUGUGAAAAGAGGUAAAGAGCAAGGUUUUGAUGUUGUCUUAUGUGACACAUCUGGACGCCUUCACACCAAUUACAGCUUGAUGGAAGAGUUGAUAGCAUGUAAGAAGGCUGUCGAAAAAGUUGUUCGUGGUGCACCUAAUGAGAUACUACUAGUUCUUGAUGGGAACACCGGAUUGAAUAUGCUUCCUCAAGCUAGAGAGUUCAAUGAGGUUGUUGGAAUAACUGGUUUUAUUUUGACAAAACUUGAUGGUUCUGCUAGAGGUGGCUGUGUGGUCAGUGUGGUUGAUGAGCUCGGCAUUCCCGUGAAGUUUGUCGGUGUUGGUGAAGGUGUUGAAGACCUUCAACCUUUUGAUGCGGAGGCAUUUGUUAAUGCCAUAUUUUCGUGAGAAAUAUUGUUGGAUUGUAAUCGUUUGAGACCAGUUUGGCCGAUGUCAGGCAUCUACAGGCAUAUUGUUGUAAGAACUCAGUCACAAGAGUACUCGUUCGCCAGCAAGGAUUAAAAAAGGCGGUUCUGAUGUGUGAAAAAGCUUCAGCAACAUAUGUGUGAAAAAGCUUCAGCAACAUAAUGAUGAUGCAAAUUUUUUGGUCUAUACAUUAUUCCUCUCCCCUAAUAUUUGAGCAUUAUGAUCUUGUCUUCAUCAAUGAGCAAAUUCAUUAGUUGAUAAGUACAAAACCAAAAGCUCACGCUUCUAAGAAAGAUUAGUAAAUGAAAAGUGCUAUUCAAAUA